AUGUCUUCAGUAGCGGUGCCUUUUUACCAGAGGAGGCACAAGCACUUUGAUCAGUCCUAUCGCAACAUUCAAACAAGAUAUAUACUUGAGGAAUAUGCAGCAAGAAAGGCUGCUUCCAGACAGGCUGCUUAUUAUGAAUCAUCUGGCUUGGGAAAAACAACCUGCAGGCUUUGUGCUAGAAAGGCACGCACCUUGGCCCAUGAAGCAAUGCAAGAAUCCAGGAAAAGGACUCAUGAGCAAAAGUCUCACAUAAGUGAAGAAAAAAGGCUACGGUUUGCCAGUGAGUUGUCUGCUUUGGAAAAAGAGAUUCACACAGCCAGGCACCAUGCUAGAGAACAUCUGGAUAGACUAACCAUACAAAGGAUGGUAGAAGAAAAUAUGGCUCUGGAGCGACAUGCUAUUGAGGAAAGUAUAAGUCGAGCUCCUGAAAUUCUAGUGCGCCUGAGGUCUCAUACGGUCUGGGAAAAGAUGUCUGUGAGCCUUUGCUGCACUGUACAAGGAUUUCCCACCCCUGUUGUACAAUGGUACAAAAAUGAGGAACUGAUUACUCCUGCAAGUGAUCCAAUGAAGUACAGAAUUGAAAACAAAUAUGGAGUACAUGUGUUGCAUAUAAGCAGAGCCGAUUUUGAUGAUUCUGCUACCUAUUCAGCAGUUGCAACAAACAUCCAUGGACAGGCAUCAACUAAUUGUGCUGUGCUUGUGCGAAGGUUCAGAGAAGAUGAAGAGCCUCACCCAGCUGGGAUAAUGCCCUUCCACUUGCCCCUGUCGUAUGAAGUUUGCUUCACUCACAUUGAUGUCCAGUUUCUGGAGAAGUUUGGAGUCACCUUUGCAACUGAAGGUGAAACACUGACCCUGAAGUGUUCUAUGUUGAUUACCCCAGACCUGAAAAGACUACGACCUCGUGCUGAGUGGUAUAGAGAUGAUGUGCUGAUAAAGGAUUCCAAGUGGACAAAGCUGUAUUUUGGAGAAGGUCAGGCAGCUCUUUCCUUUACUCAUCUGAACAAAGAUGAUGAAGGUUUAUAUACCCUGCGCAUGGUUACAAAAGGUGGAGUGAGUGAAUACAGUGCAUACCUGUUUGUCAGAGAUGCUGAUGCAUUGAUCGCAGGAGCACCAGGGGCGCCUAUGGAUGUUAAAUGUCACGAUGCUAACAGAGACUAUGUUAUUGUUACCUGGAAACCACCAAACACAACCAGUGAGAGCCCAGUCAUUGGAUAUUUUGUUGACAAAUGUGAAGUAGGUCUGGAAAACUGGGUCCAGUGCAAUGAUGCUCCUGUAAAAAUCUGCAAAUAUCCUGUGACUGGUCUUUAUGAAGGACGGUCUUACAUAUUCCGUGUGAGAGCAGUGAACAGUGCUGGCAUUAGCAGGCCUUCUCGAGCCUCUGAACCAGUUGCAGCUCUUGACCCUGUUGACCUGGAGAGAACACAAACUAUCCAUGUGGAUGAAGGGCGAAAGAUUGUGAUCAGUAAGGAUGACCUUGAAGGCGAUAUUCAGAUUCCAGGCCCUCCCACCAAUGUACAUGCUUCAGAAAUCAGCAAAACAUAUGUUGUUCUCAGCUGGGAUCCACCUGUUCCCCGUGGCAGGGAGCCACUGACGUAUUUCAUUGAGAAGUCCAUGGUUGGCAGUGGAAGCUGGCAAAGAGUCAAUGCACAGGUUGCAGUAAAAUCUCCACGCUAUGCAGUAUUUGACCUUGCAGAAGGAAAAUCAUAUGUUUUCCGAGUCUUGUCAGCAAAUAAGCAUGGCAUCAGCGAUCCAUCUGAAAUAACAGAACCUAUUCAACCACAAGAUGCUGUUGUUGUCCCAUCUGCACCUGGUCGGGUGGUGGCCACUAGGAAUACAAAAACAUCAGUUGUAGUUCAAUGGGAUAAACCAAAGCAUGAAGAGGAUUUAUAUGGCUACUACAUCGACUAUUCUGUGGUAGGAUCAAAUCACUGGGAACCUAGUAACCACAAACCUAUUAAAUAUAACAGAUUUGUUGUUCAUGGUUUGGAAACUGGAGAGCAGUACGUCUUCCGUGUGAAAGCUGCAAAUGCUGUAGGGCUCAGUGAAAACUCACAGGAGUCAGAGGCUAUAAUAGUACAGGCAGCCCUUAGACGAAGUGUAUCUCAUAUGGCUUGUCCUUCAUAUCCUCAUGGUAUCACACUUCUGAACUGUGAUGGUCAUUCAAUGACGCUUGGCUGGAAAGCACCAAAGUACAGUGGCGGUUCACCAAUCAUUGGUUAUUACAUGGAUAAACGGGAAGCUAACCAUCAAAACUGGCAUGAAGUCAAUUCUUCCCUUAUUACCCAGACAAUUUAUACGGUAGAGGAUUUGAUAGAAGAUGCCUUCUAUGAAUUCAAAGUUGCUGCUGCAAAUAUGGUUGGGAUAGGUCAACCUUCAGAUCCCAGUGAGCAUUUUAAGUGUAAAGCCUGGACUAUGCCGGAACCUGGUCCUGCCUAUGAUCUCACGAUUUGUGAAGUUAGAAAUACAUCAUUGGUUCUUCUGUGGAAAGCUCCUGUGUAUGAAGGCAAAAGCCCUAUUACUGGGUAUUUAGUGGACUAUAAGGAAGUAGAUACAGAAGACUGGAUCACUGCAAAUGAAAAACCCACUUCAAAACGCUAUUUUAAGGUCACUGAUUUGCAUGAGGGUCAUACCUAUGUUUUCAAAGUUCGUGCAGUGAAUGAUGCUGGGGUAGGCAGGUCAUCUGAGAUAUCUGAACCAGUGCUUGUUGAGGCACGGCCAGGAACAACAGAAAUCUUUUCAGGUGUGGAUGAUGAGGGUAAUAUUUACCUGGCUUUUGAGUGCAAAGAAGCUACAGAUGCCUCUCAUUUCUCAUGGGGUAAAUCCUAUGAGGAAAUUGAUGAUUCUGAUAAGUUUAAGAUUGAAACAGAAGGAACUCAUUCUAAGCUGUACUUCAAAAAUCCUGAUAAAUCAGACUUGGGAACUUAUUCUAUCUCAGUUAGUGACACAGAUGGAGUUUCAUCCAGUUUUGUAAUGGAUGAUGAAGAGUUUGAACGUUUGCUGGCAUUAAGCAAUGAAAUAAAGAAUCCAACAAUACCUUUGAAAUCAGAAUUAGCUUAUGAAGUUCUUGAGAAAGGAGAAGUUCGUUUCUGGAUUCAGGCUGAAAGCUUAUCACCAGAUUCUACCUUCAGAUUUGUUAUUAAUGAUAAAGAAGUUGAAAACAGUGAUAGGCAUAAAAUAAACUGUGACCGUUCAAAUGGCAUAAUAGAAAUGGUGAUGGAACGAUUUACAAUUGACAAUGAAGGUACCUACACAGUACAGAUUCAAGAUGGAAAGGCUAAGAACCAGUCUUCCUUAGUUCUCAUUGGAGAUGCGUUCAAGGAAGUUUUGGCUGAAUCUGAGCUCCAGCGAAAGGAAUUUCUCAGGAAGCAAGGUCCUCACUUCUCAGAGUUUUUGUAUUGGGAAGCUACAGACGAAUGUGAAGUUUUACUUGCUUGUAAGGUUGCAAACACAAAGAAGGAAACAGUGUUCAAGUGGUAUAAAGAUGGUUCUGGGAUUGAUGUUGAUGAGGUGCCUGAUCUGCAGAGAGGAGAAUGUCACCUUUGUAUUCCCAAGUUGUCUCGCAAAGAUGAAGGAGUUUAUAAGGCAACACUAUCAGAUGAUAGAGGUCAUGAUGUAUCUACUCUUGAAUUAUCAGGAAAAGUGUAUGACGAUAUAAUGCUGGCACUGAGUGGAAUCAGUGGCAAGUCGGCGUCUCAACUGAAGAUCCUUUGCUCUGAGGAAGGAAUAAGGCUCCAGUGUUUCUUGAAGUACUACAAUGAAGAAAUGAAAGUCAACUGGUCUCAUCGAGACUCUAAGAUUUCUUCUGGUGAAAAGAUGAAGAUUGGAGGUGGAGAAGAUGUCGCCUGGCUGCAGAUAAGUGAACCCACCGAAAAGGAUAAGGGGAAUUAUACCUUUGAAAUCUUUGGCAGCAAAGAAUCCUACAAACGCACCCUUGAUCUGUCUGGACAAGCUUUUGACGAUGCAUAUGCAGAAUUCCAGCGACUCAAGGCAGCUGCUUUUGCUGAGAAGAAUCGUGGUAAAGUCAUUGGUGGUUUGCCUGAUGUCGUUACUAUAAUGGAUGGGAAGACACUGAAUCUCACCUGUACUGUGUUUGGAAAUCCUGAUCCUGAAGUGGUUUGGUUCAAAAAUGACAAGGCCUUUGAACUUGAUGAGCAUUAUGCGUGUUCACUGGAACAAGGCAAAUAUGCAAGUUUAACAAUCAAGGGUGUGACCUCAGAAGACUCGGGCAAAUAUAGCAUCCAUGUCAAGAACAAGUAUGGUGGGGAGACAGUGGAUGUCACUGUAAGUGUGUACAGACAUGGUGAAAAAAUGCCUGAAAUUAAGCCUGGUCAGCUUGCUAAACCCAGGCCAAUACCACCAUCAGAGGAAGCUCUCAAGCCUGAGCACGAGGAAAAAUCCAAUGAGAAGUAA
Molecule: messenger RNA, 4410 nt
Organism: Colius striatus (speckled mousebird)
Lineage: Eukaryota; Metazoa; Chordata; Aves; Coliiformes; Coliidae
Gene: MYOM2
Product: myomesin 2
Exons: 37
Coding region: 1-4410 (1469 amino acids)
Molecular function (GO): protein binding
Source: RefSeq, a predicted model, not a curated record